Didymosphaeria variabile is the source of this 1437-nucleotide messenger RNA. RefSeq lists its product as uncharacterized. Gene Ontology annotation, biological process: proteolysis. Bases 1 to 1437 code for a protein of 478 amino acids. The record is from RefSeq and is a predicted model, not a curated record. Gene Ontology annotation, cellular component: fungal-type vacuole. Lineage: Eukaryota; Fungi; Ascomycota; Dothideomycetes; Pleosporales; Didymosphaeriaceae. Gene Ontology annotation, molecular function: aspartic-type endopeptidase activity. The transcript is spliced from 3 exons.
AUGUAUGUUCCGCUGUACCUGGCGUACGUCUUGAGUAUCUGUCCUUUUGCAGCCUCACUGGAUCACAGGGCGCCGGCUGGGAUCGAAGCCCCGGCUUAUGUGCCUCCUUUCCUUCCACCCUCUGUCAACCAGGUUCCUCCGCCCGUAUACAUACCGCCUCCUAUUGUGGACGUGGCAUCUCCCGGCGUCGUUCCGCCUUCUGUCAUCAAUGUAUCGCCCCCUCCUAUAAUCCCAUCACACCCCUUGCCGGCCCCAGCAGCUCCCAAACAGUCCUCUGGCGUCCCCCUAAAUGGACUCGCUCCCCACGUAGCCUCGUCACCCCCCAACACACUCACAGAAGCGGCCAUCGAACAACCCGUCGACACCCUCGGCGGCCGCGUCUACAUGACCAACAUCAGUCUCGCUGGCCACCCCUACACCCUCAUCAUCGACACCGGCUCCUCAGAUACCUGGAUCGCUGCCUCAGACUUCGAAUGCACGUCCCGCGUGUCCCACGCGAGGCUUCCGCAGAAAAAUUGCGGGUUCGGAAACCUCUACGAUGCGGUGGAUAGUAGGACGUACAGCACGAUUCCGGGACGGGCCUUCAGCGUGAAGUACAGCGAUGGGGAGUAUCUGAUGGGCGAUAUGGGUGUGGAACAGCUGAGUGUCGGUGCGGUUGAUGGUGGAAAGGGGGGCUUGACGGUGAACCAGACGAUAGGCGUUGUGGAGCGGGGAUGGUGGAUGGGUGACGGGCGGAGCAGCGGGCUGAUGGGGUUGGCGUACCCGACCCUGGCGAGUAAUUAUCGGGACUUGAAUUACACGACUGUGGUGGGGUCGCUCUUCGAAACGCACCAAAUCCCCGCCAUCUUCUCCCUCGCGCUCUCCCGGCCUACACAACAGGCCCCCACCGCAGGCGGCCUCCUCGCCAUAGGCGGCAUCCCCGACGUGUCCUACUCCACGCCCUUCGUAAGCGUCCCCGUCACACCCAUCGUCUCCAACACGUACGCGUUCUACACCAUCCCCAUUGACGGCUUUUCCAUAACGCCUCCGUCUUCCUCAUCGGACACGCUCCCCCCCUUUAAAAACAUCAGCUCCGACAAAAGCACCAGAAGCCAAAAUAUCACCGCUGGGAAAAGUACUAGAAGACAGAAUACGGGUGCAGGCCAGGGGGCGCCCCUCAAAAUGAUAAUCGACUCCGGCUCCACCCUCCUCUACCUCCCCGACUCCACGGCUGACUACAUCGCGUCGCUCUUCGACCCGCCCGCGCGCUACGUCGCCGCGUCAAACACGUACAUGACCGCGUGCCACGCCUCGCAGCCGCGCUUCGGGGUCAUCAUCGCGGGGCAGACGUUCUACGUUAAUCCGGCGGAUAUGCUGAACCGCGAGGGGAGGGGGCGGUGUUCGCUUGCGGUGCAGAGGCAGGAGGAGGGGAUGGGGUGCUGGGAGAUGCGUGGUUGA